Messenger RNA from Saccostrea cuccullata (small rock oyster), 1530 nucleotides. Its product is annotated as leukocyte elastase inhibitor-like. The record is from RefSeq and is a predicted model, not a curated record. The transcript has 2 exons. NCBI's taxonomy places the organism in Eukaryota, Metazoa, Mollusca, Bivalvia, Ostreida, Ostreidae. Gene Ontology annotation, molecular function: serine-type endopeptidase inhibitor activity. The coding region runs from base 137 to 1381 and encodes 414 amino acids.
AGCUGUGGAUCACGUGGUACGGAAUUAUUUAUUUUGACCACUACACGUAGUACCUUACCGACAGUUCGAUAUCCUAGGCUUGUAACAUCUAUGACACAUUAAGUGAUACUGAACCAGAUACAAUAGUUUCACGUUCAUGUCCAGAAUUUACAAUAGAAUUUCAUCGUUGAUACUUGCUGUGCUGUUGGUAGUUUAUUGUAUUGAAUGUAACAUGGCGACUGUUUUACCGUUUUCAAACAAAGAAAUGUCUGCAGCUUUCUCAAGAGCUAAUAAGAGAUUCAUGCUAAGUCUGCUGAAGCAGUUACCAUCAGAAUCCAAUAUAUUCUACUCGCCAUUCAGCAUAUCAACAGCCCUAGCAAUGGUUCAUAUGGGAGCAAGAACAGAAACCUUGAAAGAAAUGACUGAAGCCCUCCACUUUGAGGAAAUGGACAAAGAUGUCCACACAGCAUUUGGCUCUUAUCUUGAUUUCUUGUCAAAGGAAACCGUUGAUUGCACACUUAAAACUGCCAAUAGAAUCUAUCAAAGCAUGAGGUUCAAACCUGAAGAAUCUUUCCUAGAAGACUGCAACACACAUUUUAAAGCUUCAUUAGAGAGCGUCGAUUUUUCUCAGUCUGAGGCAGCAAGCAAAAUAAUCAAUUCCUGGGUUAGUCAGCAAACUGAAAAUAAAAUCCAAGAUCUGAUUCCAGCAAGUGCGCUGGAUGAACUUACAUUCAUGGUUCUAGUAAAUGCCAUCUACUUUAGAGGAAACUGGAACAGAAAAUUUCAAAGCAAGCUCACACAAGUAAUGGAGUUUCGGAACACCAAGGAAAAAGUAAACACAGACAUGAUGUAUCAAAAGGCCUCUUUCAAUUUCUGCCACUUGCCUGACCUAACGCUUAGUGCCCUUGAGCUGCCAUAUCAAGGAAAAACCCUCAGCAUGCUUAUUCUUCUCCCCUUAGCUGUCGAUGGUAUAGAGCAUCUAGAAAAAAAUUUAACAGAAUCUCUCCUCAAAUCUAUAGUCAGUAACCUAAGGGAGAAGAAGGUUGCUGUGUAUCUACCGAAAUUUAAAAUGGAAUCGACCUUUCAGCUGAAGCCAUAUUUGUCAGCUUUGGGUAUGCCUUUAGCAUUUGGAGAUAAUGCUGAUUUUACAGGCAUGGAUAAAGAUAAAGAUGUUUACAUUAGUGAGGUGUACCAUAAAGCCUUUGUUGAUGUCAAUGAAGAAGGAACCGAAGCUGCCGCAGCCACGGGUGUCGUUAUGAAGAAGCGAUCUAUAGAGAUUACCCCAGAGUUUCGAGCAAAUCACCCUUUUUUAUUUUUUAUUCGAGAUUCAGUUAAUGACGUCAUUCUGUUUGCUGGGAGAUUUUAUAAACCUACCAGCGCAUCUGUAAAGGACGAACUUUAGUUGAUAGUGAUGUAAAUUACAAAAUGUUCAUUUAUUUGAUGUAUAGAAAUUAGCAUUCCGGCAUGUCAUUUUAAAUGAGGACAUUAUGUUGAAUAGUUUUUUAUAACAUGUACAUAACAUGUUGAUACUGGAAAUUGAAUUUGUUGAAA